GAUAAUCACAAAUAUACCAACUUAACUUAUUCAAUUAAGCUAAAAGUCACUUAAAAUAAUAAGUUUGAAAUUUUGACUUAAAAUUUCUACUUAACACGCUAAGUUGUAAGAUUUUGAAAGUUUGAAAUUAAAUUGACUUUAAUAUCCUCAUUACCCUCAAAUUAUUACCCACGUACAAAUCUGUUCUCUUCUCCAUCACAACCCUAUUUUUUCUCUCAUAAACAACGUGUGAUUGAAUUGAAGACACUCAACUAGUAUUAAUCACUUCAAAUCCUUUUACUACAGGUAUUAGUAUUGUUAUCAAAAUUGUUAUUAUGUACUCCUUCUGAAAUAUGAUUUUCUUUCUCGUUCAUAUUUAAUAUUGAAAUCAUUGAAUUGUUUUUGGUGUUCAGUAUAUUAAAAAAAAUUAGAAGGCUCCAUCAUCUCUUUCGUCUCAAGCUUUAUUGGGUUGAUUCAAUUGAUAAUAAGGGCAAUGCUGAAGUUCGCAAGAGAAAUGGUGGUACCUACUACUUUUAAUCCAGACUUGGAUCAAGUCACGUAUCAUCAACGACUUCGAAAAAUAUUCAAGGGUGCUGUUGGUGCACUUGAUGGAACUCUUAUCCGCGCUUCUAUACCACCUGCCCAACAAACACCAUAUCGAGGUAGAGGAAGAGGAGAUUGCUAUCAAAAUGUGCUUGCUAUAUGUGAUUUUGAUAUGAUUUUUACAUUUGUUUGGGCUGGAUGGGAAGGAGUAGCACAUGACUCACGGGUAUUAACUGAAACUAUGCGAGAUCCAAAUAAUAAUUUUCCUUUUCCUCCACCUGAUAAAUAUUAUUUAUGUGAUGCUGCAUAUCCAAAUACUAGAGGAUUUAUGGCUCCUCAUCGCAACACGCGAUAUUGGUUAUCGGAUUUUCGAAAUGAUCGUCGUGCAAGAACAAGAGAAGAAAAGUUUAAUCAUGCUCAUGCUAAAUUAAGAAAUGUCAUUGAGCGAUCUUUUGGAGUUUUAAAAGCAAGAUUUCCUAUUUUGAAGAUAAUGCCACCGUAUCCAUUUAAUGUGCAAAGAAACAUUGUUAUUGCUUGUGUUGCUGUGCAUAACUAUCUUCGCAGGAUGAAAGUUAUGGAUGACUUUUUUGAGCAAUUUGACAGAGCCGAGGUGAUCUUUCAACAACCUCAUAGAAACUUUGCGCAAGAAGGCACACAAAGACAAGCAGAUCAAAUGUUUAUGACGAAUUUAAGAGAUCAAAUUGAAAAUGAGCUGAUGAAUAGAAGAGUUUAGAUAUUCGUUAUAAUAACAAUAUUUUUUAUUGUAUUAAUAUUUUUAAUGUUUAAUUAAAGACUACAUUUUUG
Mercurialis annua (annual mercury) is the source of this 1326-nucleotide messenger RNA. RefSeq lists its product as uncharacterized. Lineage: Eukaryota; Viridiplantae; Streptophyta; Magnoliopsida; Malpighiales; Euphorbiaceae. The transcript is spliced from 4 exons. The record is from RefSeq and is a predicted model, not a curated record. The coding region runs from base 473 to 1255 and encodes 260 amino acids.